AUGUCUCCAUACAACGAGUGCUGCCUGCCACCGGGGGUGGUAUGUCCAGAGCCAUUCGCCCUCACCUCCAAUGAGACCUGUGUCAUAAAAUAUCCUGAUACGAUAGUGGACAUAGUGGAGCCUGACUCGCCACCAUACUCCGUGAUAUAUCCUGGCCCAACUCUCACCACUUACCCUCAGCAAACCAUAGUGGGAUCUACCGCAUUGUUCGAUGUCGGAAAUUUACUUGGUUCCAGGGGAUCUCAUGGGUUUAGGGGUCUGUGUGGUUCUGGGACGGCAU
Pterocles gutturalis (yellow-throated sandgrouse) is the source of this 280-nucleotide messenger RNA. RefSeq names its product beta-keratin-related protein-like. Lineage: Eukaryota; Metazoa; Chordata; Aves; Pterocliformes; Pteroclidae. Gene Ontology annotation, cellular component: intermediate filament. Gene Ontology annotation, molecular function: structural constituent of cytoskeleton. The transcript has a single exon. The record is from RefSeq and is a predicted model, not a curated record. The annotation marks the transcript as partial.